AUGGGUAAUCUUCCUUCUUCUUUUAUUCUUCGCUCAGUUGUUAAUGCUGGAAGCUAUCUUUCUAAUUUCCACUCUUUUUCUUCUUCUUCUAACACCAUUGCUACCCACAUCGAAGGCCUAAGUAAGAAACCCAUGUCCAUGCCCGUUAGAGGAAAGGGAAAAAGAGACCACAGCUUCGAUAAUGUUGAUCAUGCUUUGAUUUUGUUCAAUAAGAUGAUUGAAAAGUACCCAAUGCCUUCAAUUGUGGAAUUCAAUAAAUUAUUAGGAGCCAUUGUUAAGAUGAAACAUUAUCUCAUUGUUGUUUCUAAGUAUAGACGGAUCGAAUUAUUGGGAGUUUCCCAUGAUGUUUAUUCUAUGAGCAUCUUGAUUAAUUGCUUUUGUCAAUUAGGUCGAAUUGAUUUUGGGUUGUCUGUUUUGGGGAAAAUGCUGAAGUUAGGUUUUGAACCUAGUGCUGUAACUUUUUCAACCUUGAUUAAUGGACUUUGUAAUCAAAAUAAGAUUUCUGAGGCUGUUAGCAUGUUCGAUGGAAUGACUGAAAGCGGGUAUCAACCUAAUUUGAUUGUUUACAAUAUAAUGCUUAAGGGGUUGUGUAAGACCGGUAAUACUGGUAGAGCUGUUAGGUUUCUAAGGCUGAUGGAAAGCAGAGGUUAUGAACCCGAUAUUGUAGCAUAUAGUACCAUCCUUGACUGUCUUUGUAAGAACGGUUUGUUACAGGAGGCUCUCAAUCUCUUAUCUGAAAUGAAGGUUAAAGGCAUUAGACCAAAUGUCGUUACUUAUAGUUGUUUAAUUCAUGGUAUGUGUAAUUCGGGCCAGCAGGAGGAGGCUACAAGGCUCUUGGAUGAAAUGGUGGAUAAUAAUAUUUCACUUGAUAUUGUCACAUAUAAUAUAUUGAUUGGUGCCUUUUGCAAGGAAGGAAAGGUUUCUAAAGCUGUAGAGACCGUUGACUUGAUGAGAAAGCAAGGGAUUGAGCCCGAUGUUGUCAGGUAUAAUACACUGGUUGAUGCGCUUUGCAAGGAAGGAAUGGUCUCUGAAGCUGAGGGUUUUGUUUACGCAAUGAUAAAGCGAGGCAUUGAGCCUAAUGUUGUUACCCAUAAUGCAUUAAUCAACGGCCAUUGCUUGCAGAACGAAAUGGAUAAAGCUAGAAGAGUUUUCAACUUGAUGAUUGAGAAGGGUUGUGCACCUGAUAUAGUUACUUAUAAUAUAUUGGUUGAUGCACAUUGCAAGCAAGGGAUGGUCUUUGAAGCCAAGGAUAUUGUUGACUCAAUGAGAAAGAGAGGCAUUGAGCCUAAUGUUGUUACCUAUAGUGUGUUAGUUAAUGGUCACUGCUUACAGAAUGAAAUGGAUAAAGCUAGAAGGGUUUUCAGCUUGAUGAUUGAGAAGGGUUGUGCACCUAAUAUAGUUACUUACAACACCAUGAUCAAUGGAUAUUGCAAAGCGAAGAGAAAGAUGCUUGCUUCUGGACAAGUUCCAAAUAUAGUGACCUGUAACAUUGUGCUAGAUGGUUUAUGUAAAACAGGUCAUAUCAAAGAGGCAUUGGGACUUUUUCAAGGGAUGCGAAACAGUGGGUUGGAACUUGAUAUUGUCCCAUAUACUAUCCUAAUUAAUGGGUUGUGCAAAGCUGGGCAUAUCGAAGUUGCAAAGGAAUUAUUUCAUCAACUCUCAGACAAUGGUUUAAAACCAAAUGUUUACACAUAUUGUGUAAUGAUUAACGGACUGUGUAAAGAGGGAUUGCCAGAUGAAGCAUACAGGUUGUUUGGGAGCAUGGGAGAUAAUGACUGUUUGCCUAAUAGCUGCUGUUACAAUAUAAUGAUUCAGGGGUUCCUUCACAACAGUUAUACCUCAAAGGCAAAGCAACUUCUUAUGGAAAUGGUUGAUAAGGGCUUUUUUGCAGAUAUAGGCACUGCCACCUUAUUUAUGGAUCUCAUUGUAUACUCUAAUAAAUCAAUCUUGCUCUGA
This is a messenger RNA of Gossypium arboreum, 1956 nucleotides long. Its product is annotated as pentatricopeptide repeat-containing protein At1g63080, mitochondrial-like. The transcript is spliced from 2 exons. Gene Ontology annotation, molecular function: protein binding. The record is from RefSeq and is a predicted model, not a curated record. Bases 1 to 1956 code for a protein of 651 amino acids. NCBI's taxonomy places the organism in Eukaryota, Viridiplantae, Streptophyta, Magnoliopsida, Malvales, Malvaceae.